GUAACAUGGUCCAAGAUGUGCAAAAGAGACUUCGGGAAGAAAAAUUUGAGUUUUCUCAGGAGGUGUCGGUUAAAAGUAAGGUUGAGUUGACUGUAGCAGGAACUACAUUUCACCCUAACAAAACUUCACUUGGCUGUGGGCAAGAUGACUCCGUAGUUACAGUCAACAUAGGACCUGAUGGCAAAGUGGAAUGCAUGUUGUGUCGGACUUACCUGGAAGUGGUCAGUCACACGACAUUGCACAUGGUAACGCACGGCAUUGGCACUGUAAUCUGUCGCUGUCGAGCGUGCGGUCAGCAGGGUGAACUGGCGCAGUUCCUUCGGACAAGUAGCAUAGGAGAAGUUGCAAACACCGUAUGGUGCAAUGGUUGUCACUCCGCUAACAAGCUAAAAGGUUCCCCAAAUGAUGACGGCAGCUCUCCGUGUGGUCGCAAAGCAUACGUGUGCGAAGUCUGCUCCAAGUCGUUCCGUUCCAACGGCCAUUUGGCAAGGCACCACCUUGUACACAGUGGAGCAAAACCAUUUCUCUGUGAGGUGUGUGGUACGGGGUUCAGCCAGAGCUCCAGUUUAAAGUUACAUGUUCAGAGUCAUUCUGGCCUUAAUCCACAUAAAUGCCCGCACUGUGGCCAGACGUUCCGGUUUAGGGUAUCUCUUCGAUCUCAUAUCCUCAGUUUGCAUGUGUCUCCUUCAUCAACUUCCUCACCUGCAGCAAAAAAUGGUGACUAUGGAUGUGAUCGCUGUGGAAAGCAGUUUGCCACUGUAUAUAAAUUACAUCGUCAUUACAGAAGUCACACAGGAGAGCGACCAUAUGAAUGUACUCGCUGUGGAAAACUCUUCUCACAGACUGGAAACCUCAACCUUCAUCGGAGGAUGCCGUUGCAGGAUGUCUUUCCACGUCACCAAGUUUUGACAGUUCUAUUGUAA
Messenger RNA from Zootermopsis nevadensis, 923 nucleotides. RefSeq lists its product as uncharacterized. Gene Ontology annotation, molecular function: zinc ion binding; DNA-binding transcription factor activity, RNA polymerase II-specific; RNA polymerase II cis-regulatory region sequence-specific DNA binding. Gene Ontology annotation, biological process: regulation of transcription by RNA polymerase II. Gene Ontology annotation, cellular component: nucleus. The record is from RefSeq and is a predicted model, not a curated record. NCBI's taxonomy places the organism in Eukaryota, Metazoa, Arthropoda, Insecta, Blattodea, Termopsidae.